AUGUUCUAUCAGGGAACUCUCCAAAGCGGCAUUGGCCUCGCUAUUCAGGAACAGAAGCUGGUUGCAUGCUUUGUCCGAGAUGACGGGCCAGAAAGUGUUAGGUGGGAAGACGACUGGCUACAAAGUGGCUGGAUUUCCAACCUUCUCCAGCAAAAGGCUGUGCUCCUCCGGCUUGAUGCUGGUUCCACCGAAGCUGGUUUCCUCUCUGCCUUUUGCCCACUAUCAAGUACGCCCACUUUGGUUGUGAUACACAACGGUACCUUGAAGGAACAAAUAUCAGUUGGUGUCACGAAAGACCUCUUUAUAAACAAGAUCAGAUCGGCGCUGGGCGCGCCGCCUGUACCUAUACCUGCUGAUCCCGCAACUUCAUCAGCUCUCGACGCUCCGAACACCAGAUCGACUGUCCAAGAAUCCCCGCCGUCACCACCAUCUCCUCCUCACCCUCCCCCCGCUGCUACUACAAGUGCCAAAGGCAAGCAGAGAGCGACGACGAGUAAUCCUGAACACAACGUCUCCGCUGCGCAAGCCGCACAAGCGAGCGCACGAGAAACCCUUCGCAAGAAGAAGCAGGAAGAGAAGGAGGAGCUGGCUCGCAUACAGGCCCGCAUUGAAGCAGAUAAGGUGGAGCGCAGGGCACAGGCGGAGGCCCGCAAGGCGGAGCGCGAAAGGUCAACAGGAAACUCCACCAUACAAUCGAAAUCGCCAAUCGCUUCAGGCAGGAAUGCAUCACAAGCGAGCAUUGUGAAUUUAAACGUCCGGUUAUUUGACGGAAAGACCAUAAGGUCGACUUUCCCACGGACGGCCACGCUGCAGGCUGAGGUCCGUCCAUGGGUCGAUCGUGAGAUCAAGGAAAGGACGGAAUCUCCGAACGAAAAGAUCCCGCCCUAUUUCUUCAAGCAGAUACAAGCACCACUUCCGAGCCGAGAGCUGUCUGCUGGAGACGAAAAUGAUUCUUUAGGAGAUAUCGAUCUCGCCCCAAGUGCCACUUUAGUCCUAAUACCCGUCCGGGGUUAUUCUGAUGCAUACACGGGUACUGACAGUGGCAUUAUCGGAGGUGUUGCUGGAGGCGUCACAGGCCUUGUCAGUAGCAUUUUCGGCCUGGCAAGCUCUACUGCAGGCUAUGUGGGGGGCAUGAUAGGUUCUGUUGUCGGAAGUGGCGAACAGAACCAAGGUACACCGCAACAGCCAUCCUCUGGACGGGUCUUAGGAGAUCAGAGCGCCGAAACCUCCAACCCAUCAAGUGCGUCCGCGGCGACGGGCAUUCGGGUUCGAACGCUUGCCGACCAGAGGGAUGUCGACACGAGAGAUUCGAGACUCUACAAUGGCAAUUCGUUAGACUUUGAGCCAAAUGGCGAUGCUUCUAACCGACGAUGA
Molecule: messenger RNA, 1374 nt
Organism: Aaosphaeria arxii CBS 175.79
Lineage: Eukaryota; Fungi; Ascomycota; Dothideomycetes; Pleosporales
Exons: 5
Coding region: 1-1374 (457 amino acids)
Molecular function (GO): protein binding
Source: RefSeq, a predicted model, not a curated record